AUGGGCAAGAAUCAUCAGUCACUUAGACUUGGAGAAUGCAAAAAGCAAUUGGUACCCACAACAGAUCCUGCAGCCUGUUUAAGGACACUGCCUACACUAGUCAGCUUACUAUUAUCAGUCGCUUCUGUAGGAUUUUGUUUGUUAUUAAAUGUUAAAAUGGCAGCUUUACAAGACAAAAUAAAGCUAUUGGAAAAUCAAAACGGAAGCAAUUCAUUGCAAGCAGCGCGAGACAAUGCAGAUUUGUUGUUUGUGCUACAGAAAAGGAUCGACAAACUUCAGGAGGAGUUAACUAGCACAGUUGGGAAAAUAAGGACAAUUCGAGAAGUUUCAUCUGAAUGUCUUUGUCCACCAGGUCCCCCAGGGAAGCGAGGCAAAACAGGAAGAAGAGGAGCCACUGGAUUCCCUGUAAGUGUGAUGGAUGCUACGGAAUUGAUUGGGUCUACUGAGUUAAGGAACCUCAUCUCCUUUGUCUAUGGAGAACCAGGAAGAGAUGGCUAUCCGGGCCCUCUUGGAUUGGAUGGAAAGCCAGGCCUUCCUGGAUCAAAAGGAGAAAAGGGUGAUCAAGGUUACGCUGGACCUGCUGGUCCUCCGGGCCCAACAGGUUCUUCAGGAGUCUCAGGAAAAGAUGGCCCACGUGGAUUUCCAGGAGCUCCCGGUGAACCUGGGAUGAAAGGUGAAAGUGGAACUCCAGGAUUAAAUGGUAUAGUGGGUCGUAAAGGAGACUUGGGACUGCCGGGAAUUCCAGGACAGAAAGGCGACAAAGGAGAAACUGGUUCACUUGGUCCACCAGGGGAACAGGGUUUGAAUGGUGAUAAAGGUGAAAAGGGUGAUGCUGGUGUAAAAGGUGAUAGAGGAUUCCCUGGUGUACAGGGAACUCCUGGUUCCAUGGGUCUUGCAGGUCUCCCUGGUCAAAAGGGAGAAAAGGGAAAACCAGGUGAACCGGGAUUAGAUGGCUUUCCAGGACCCAGAGGACAAAAGGGGAACAGAGGUGAAAAAGGAGACAAGGGUGAAAGAAGUCAUCCAGGAAAAAGAGGGCCUAAGGGACAGAAGGGAGAUCAAGGCCCUCCUGGAUUAGACCAACCUUGUCCAGUGCGAGUGUCUCCCGCCGCCCCGAGUAGCGGGCGAGGGGGUCCUGUCAAACCGCCAUCGGGCUCGAGCUGA
Messenger RNA from Mobula hypostoma (lesser devil ray), 1161 nucleotides. RefSeq names its product collagen alpha-1(XXIII) chain-like. The coding region runs from base 1 to 1161 and encodes 386 amino acids. Lineage: Eukaryota; Metazoa; Chordata; Chondrichthyes; Myliobatiformes; Myliobatidae. The record is from RefSeq and is a predicted model, not a curated record. The transcript has 16 exons.